Molecule: messenger RNA, 1773 nt
Organism: Mytilinidion resinicola
Lineage: Eukaryota; Fungi; Ascomycota; Dothideomycetes; Mytilinidiales; Mytilinidiaceae
Exons: 3
Coding region: 1-1590 (529 amino acids)
Biological process (GO): regulation of transcription by RNA polymerase II
Molecular function (GO): DNA-binding transcription activator activity, RNA polymerase II-specific; zinc ion binding
Source: RefSeq, a predicted model, not a curated record
AUGUCUCUUGGAAGCCCCAACAUCUCCUUCUUUCAUGUGUCAGCUCAGCGACUGGAUGGAUCUGGGCCCGACUUGCAGGAUGUCUACGGCCGCAGUUGUCGCCAGCGCCGCCGCCACGCGAAGUCCAAGCGCGGCUGUGCUGGGUGCAAGCGACGUCGUUGCGACGAAGCGCUUCCAGCAUGCCACAACUGCCUCAGACGGGGAGAAUCGUGCAACCUUCCAGAGAACCAACAACCAAGCCCACGGACCCCACCAUCUCAGAGCGAUGAGUUUCUUGGGCUGACGCAAGAGGUGAACCUUUAUCAAAUGAAGCUAUUCCACACAUUUGGCACUCGAACAGCACGCACCCUCAUCUUCGGCGAGCACCUGUGGCGAAACGGCAUCAUGCGGCAAUGCUUCACGCACGACUACCUAAUGCAUGCUAUCCUCCUCAUAUCUGCCACGCAUUUACAUAGCCUAGAGCCCCAUGAUCCCCGAAACUACAAUGCUUCCGUCGUCCACUUAUCGAAGACCCUUCAGCUUUUUCGCAAAGCCCUCUCGGGUCCAGUGACGCAUGACAAUGCCGAUGCGCUCAUGGCAACCGCGAUACUCUUGUACCACCACGCCUGGACGAACCUUGACUCCUUCACACCAUCUACUCCCGUAAGCGACAUAGAUGGACAGUAUCCCAAGCAGCCCCUCAACCUCUCUACAGACCCCAUCUUCACCCUCUCAGCCGGCCUCAAAGAAAUCUUCGACAAGGCCAAGCACCUCCUCACCAGAGACGGAAGCGCCUGGCUCGCAACCGCUCACUCUCGCGCCCACCUCCCCAUCGUCGAAGCCGCACGCCGUUGUUCGAAAGCCCCAGAGUAUUUCGAAGAAUACUUGAAACGCUAUUUCCAAGGCAUCGAGAACCCCCUCUCUAGCACCAACGCCAUAGCCGGCGUGUCCUCGAAUCGCUCACUAAUUGAGAAGCUGCUACUGUCAGCGAAUACGGACGAGGCAGCCGGAUGGUUCGACCUCAUACGACUCAGCGAGCCUACCGAGAACACCAGCGUUGCAGAUAGAGAGAUUUUGACAGCCUACAUGACGGCGUCGUGUCGUCUCGCUCCGCUGCUAUCGAUGUGCAAGCCGCCGAAGCCAGACACGCGGCUAUUGAUCGUCCGUGACCCGGAGGGAGCGCAUAAUCUCUCGACGAAGCCUAUGCAUGAUGGGUUGUAUUCCUCUGUCGCGCUCUACUUGUUCUCUUUUCCGAUUCGGUCGGACGCCGUCUUCAACGCCAUGGUCCGGAGGAACGAUUGCAGAGCCUACAUGGUGCUGCUGUACUUCUAUCGAGGCGUCAAAGCACUUCUCUCCGCAGAGACGUACUGGUGGUGUCGAGCACGGGCAGACUUUAUGGAGAGAGCGCUGCAUGCAUCGCUCAGGGACACGGGCUUGGGCAAGAUCAUUGAUGCUGAGGAGCACGCAUUUAAUGCUGGUCAAGUGACGUGGGCCCGUAACACUGACAAAGAGGGGCGAAAGGCUGGCUCACCGUGCUUCUUCCAGAAUCUUUGGACCGAACAUGGCGGUUGCGUAAACUGUAUGCCUAACUAUACCGCUCCUACAAUAUGAUCCUGUUGCCAAUUCCCAUCUCAAUCAAGCUCGCAUUAGCGCAUCAAAUCACCUCGGAUAGCAGCAAAUAAUCUUACAAACAACUAAUGCUGAAUUCCGGUACUGUACAGCACAACUGUCACAUCUCUCACGAGUGCGACUUCUUCGCCCACUCUCUCAGCACAUUCUUCUUCAGCUUCCCCG